AUGACCAACAACGAAGACCUAUUGGGCCUAAAUGCCUCUGCCUGUUUUCACUACAUGGGUCAAUCGGAUGUUUCACGAAGCAUCACUGCAGUAGCGGUGGAUUCUUACAUUCAGGACAUUGCGCCGGAAACCUUUUCGAGUUGUACCCAGUUAACGCAAGUUGACAUUUAUGGUCACAAUUUAAAGACAAUAGGCGGGUCGUCCUUCAAGAAGUGCCAAUCGAUGAAAACGAUUCUUUUCCCGGACUCGGUGGAACGAAUUGAAGAACGAGCCUUUUCGGCGUGUGUGUCCCUCACUCAGGUUGGAUCGUAUCCACCCAAGAAUACUACUACUGCUACCACUACUAUUAUUCAUACAUCAUCCUCUGCUGACGACCAAGACCGAACCAAGAAGAUUCCACACACCAACCCGGCGCUUCCAUCCAAUCUAAAGUUCUUGGGCCCCGCUGCCUUUCUCUAUUGCAAGUCGUUGACUUCCAUUUCGAUUCCUUCGACAGUCGAAACGAUACGAGAGUAUACCUUCUUUUAUUGUGAAGCUCUUGUCGACCUAACCCUGAAGGAAGGAUUGAAAGUGAUUGAGGAGCGAGCCUUCCAAGGUUGCAUAUCGUUGCAAAAUGUCGCAAUACCUACCAGUGUGGAGCAGAUUGGAAAGUAUGCCUUUUUCUAUUGUUUGAGAUUGACCGAAGCGACGCUUCCUAAGAAAUUGACGGACAUCAAGGCAAGAUCCUUUCACGAUUGCAAAGCUUUGAAGUUUAUGAAGAUGCAACAUACCGCGAUUCAAUCCAUUGAGGCGAAUGGUUUCUACUUUUGCGAAGCCUUGUUGUAUGUCGAUUUCCCACCAACCUUGCAACGAAUUCAUCGCUCUGCCUUUGAAUCCUGCAAGUCGCUCAAAUCAGUGGCGCUUCCACCAUCCCUCACGGCGAUUGAGCAAGGUUCCUUCCGUGGCUGCCGCUCGUUGAUAGCCGUGGAACUUUGCAACGGCCUAGAGUGGAUACUCUCCAAGGCCUUUGCGGAUUGCGAAUCGCUACGAAUGAUUGUCCUCCCCGCACACUCGUCGGAUCGAGCAGGGGAAUACGCCAAGAAUGCGUUCUCGGGCUGUUCCAUGUUGGAAGGUCGUUGCUUUGGUGGGGACCUCCUCACGUCUUUGACUCAUCGAUUUGACAAGCUCCCAAUUCACAAACUCUGCUACAAUGCUGGGAGUACUGCUUUGACUGUUGAGGACCUUGCGACUUGUGUGACGCAGCAUGUAGUAAACCAGCCAGAGCAGGAUGGUGCCUGUGUCGAUUCCUUUGGCAUGACACCCUUGCACAUUUUGGGGGUUUCCGCAAAACCCAGAGAAGAUUUCUUUCUUGAAUUGACAAAUCUGCUGCCCAUCGAUACGCUGACGCAAAACGACAAAUAUGGAAAUAGGCCAGUGGAUUACUUGUGCCAGAACGAGGCACCCAACACGGCCAACCUCAUUCAAAUGGUACUCCAGCGUACCAUGUUGGAUCGAAUGAAUCACUGGGGAUUGGUCCAAUGGAGGGAGGAUCUCUCUCAAGCCAUACGGUCGAUUACCUCUGCAAGCAAUGCAAGGGCAAAGGUAGCAUUCUUGAGUUGGGUGGAAUCCAAACUGGCACAAUACGAACGUCUCGAGGUACUGUCUCUGUUGGAACUCACUCUUUGGAAGAUCGCAGUCACUAUGGCACAUUCUCAAGAAGCAAUAAGUUUUUCGGCAGAAAUAUUGGAUCGAUAUUCCUACCGGAUACGAUGUGGAGCAGAGACAAUCAUUCCGAGUGUUUGCGAGUUCCUUUAG
Cylindrotheca closterium is the source of this 1794-nucleotide messenger RNA. The record is from the annotation of a GenBank genome assembly. Lineage: Eukaryota; Bacillariophyta; Bacillariophyceae; Bacillariales; Bacillariaceae.